Messenger RNA from Papilio polytes (common Mormon), 2382 nucleotides. RefSeq names its product glycerol kinase (gene Gk1). Gene Ontology annotation, cellular component: mitochondrion. The record is from RefSeq and is a predicted model, not a curated record. Lineage: Eukaryota; Metazoa; Arthropoda; Insecta; Lepidoptera; Papilionidae. Gene Ontology annotation, molecular function: glycerol kinase activity. Gene Ontology annotation, biological process: triglyceride metabolic process; glycerol-3-phosphate biosynthetic process; glycerol metabolic process. Bases 282 to 1829 code for a protein of 515 amino acids. The transcript is spliced from 9 exons.
AGUGCUGGUCUGCUGUAUAAUUAUGAAUUAGAUUGUUUUAAUUCAAUUAUGCACUUAACCAUAAUUGGUGAUCUACAGAUCUGCAACCGUUUUGCAUGGUAGAAGCAGAUUAUUGAGCGGUUUUGCAUGUAUUAAUUUGUACAUGGUGUUGAGGCUGAGCUGCAAAUUGAUUUGCUGAGCCGCAACUCAACAGUGUUAGACAACCAGGCCAAGCAAAAUACAGUAUAGUUCACAUAACGCAUUAAGAAAACGCAGUUAAAUAGAUAACGAGCGACUGCAAUAUGGCACAGGGUUUUGGAAAAUUUGGCCCGUUAGUUGGUGCUAUUGACGAAGGUACAUCUAGUGCUCGAUUUAUUAUAUUUAAAGCUAAUUCAUCUGAAGUAAUAGCACUACACCAGAAGGAAUUAGCACAGCACUUCCCACAAGAGGGAUGGGUAGAACAAAACCCACUUGAUAUUUUAGAGGUUGUGAUAACUUGCAUUGAAAAAGCAGUUGAAAAAUUAAUCCUUCUAGGUGGAAGUCCUAAGGAUAUAGUAGCAGUUGGUGUAACAAAUCAAAGAGAAACAACCAUUGUAUGGGACAGAAACACUGGACAACCGCUGCACAAUGCCAUAGUUUGGCUAGACAUGAGAACUACAACCACAAUAGACAAAUUAUUAGAUACUGUCCCAAACAAAACUAGGAACAAGAACUAUUUAAAGCCAUUAUGUGGUCUUCCACUAUCUCCCUACUUCAGUGCAGUUAAACUCCGAUGGCUUAGCGACAAAGUUGAUGUUGUUAACAAUGCUAUGAAAAAAGGAACUUGUUGCUUCGGUACUGUGGAUACUUGGAUCAUUUGGAAUUUAACAGGUGGUGUAAACGGUGGAAAACAUGUUACAGAUGUCAGUAAUGCGUCAAGAACAAUGAUGAUGAACAUUGAAACAUUAAAAUGGGACCCUUUAUUGCUUAAGUUUUUUGAAGUGCCAACAUCAGUACUACCAGAGAUUAAAUCUAGUUCUGAGAUUUAUGGUUACAUUGCAAAUGGGCCUCUCAAAGGUAUACCAAUAUCAGGAUGUCUUGGUGAUCAACAAGCGGCUUUAGUUGGACAGAUGUGUUUACAAAAAGGACAAGCUAAGGCAACUUAUGGUACUGGAUGCUUUGUACUUUACAAUACCGGGGAUAUCCAAGUUAAUUCAAGUAGAGGUUUACUUACAACUGUAGCAUAUCAAUUGGGAAGCAAAAGUCAACCAGCUUACGCUUUAGAAGGAUCGGUAGCAGUCGCUGGUGCGGCUUUGGGCUGGCUUAAAGAUAACAUUGGUCUUCUAGAAGAUGCUAAAGAGUCACAGAGUCUCGCUGAAAUGGCAACGGAUAAUGGCAGUGUUGUGUUUGUUCCUGCAUUCAGUGGUUUAUAUGCACCUUACUGGAGACAAGAUGCCAGAGGGGUAAUUUGUGGUAUAACAGAAGACACAAAUUCUCAUCAUAUAAUCAAAGCAGCUCUUGAAGCUGUUUGCUUCCAAGUACGAGAUAUUUUAGAUGCCAUGAAUGAAGACUGUGGAAUUCCUCUACAAUUGCUUAAGGUUGACGGAGGAAUGACAUCAAAUGCAUUAGUGAUGCAGAUGCAAGCUGAUUUAAUUGGCAUAGAAGUGAUCAAAGCUGGUUUCACCGAAAGUACGGCGUUAGGGGCCGCGUUGGUUGCGUAUUGGGGUGUUGAUGGUAACAACCAAGGGGUUCCCAUACCUAUGACAAGCGGUAUCACAUAUGUACCUCGUAUCACAGAAGAUGAACGUGAUAUGAGGUAUAAACAAUGGAAAAUGGCCGUUGAUAGGUCUCUUGGAUGGGAUCAAAAUUAACAUUUUAUAAAUUAAGUCCAGGUUUUUUUAUAAAUUGACGAUAUUCAUGAUAAAACAGUAAAUAAGCUUGAAGUAUAUAUAAGCGUGAAUGUGGUGCCGGAGGCCUCAUUUUAGUCCCUUUCCCUUUCCGCCCUUUUAAGAGGAAAGUGGAUUUGAUGGUGGAGGAGACGCAUAGGGUAGGAAAUUGUCCUCUUUGUGUGCGUCUCCUCCUCUGUCAAGUAAGGGUAGGCAAGGCAUCUGCAAUAGCGGAUGUGUAUGGGCAGCGGUCGCUUUCCAUUUCGGUGGAUUCAGGUGGCCGCUUGCGAGUCUGCCUCUUUAUUUUAUAAGAAAAAAACGGUAAUUGCUUCUCAUUGACGAUUUAAUGAUGGUAAUGUCAAAAUAUAAUGGCUAUACCUAAGUGCCUCAGAAAUGUAUUUAAAACUUAAUAAAAUGAUACAUUAUUGCAAGAAAUAAUCAGUACCUAUGAUUAAUACUGUAAUUUGGUUUUUAUCAUAAUCUUUGACUUCACCUUCAUUAGAAUACAAAUAAUUUUAACUAAAAACAUUUUUUAUUC